Messenger RNA from Brassica napus (rape), 1806 nucleotides. Its product is annotated as phenylacetaldehyde synthase-like. The transcript is spliced from 13 exons. Gene Ontology annotation, biological process: amino acid metabolic process. Gene Ontology annotation, molecular function: carboxy-lyase activity; pyridoxal phosphate binding. Bases 55 to 1527 code for a protein of 490 amino acids. The record is from RefSeq and is a predicted model, not a curated record. NCBI's taxonomy places the organism in Eukaryota, Viridiplantae, Streptophyta, Magnoliopsida, Brassicales, Brassicaceae.
CCCAAACCAUUCAGAACCUUUUGAUAACACGAAUUCAAAGAUACGCAAGAAAGAAUGGAAAAUGGUAGUAGGAACGUGCUGAAGCCGAUGGACUCUGAGCAACUGAGGGAGUAUGGACAUCGAAUGGUUGAUUUCAUUGCUGAUUAUUACAAAACCAUCGAAACUUUCCCUGUCCUUAGCCAAGUUCAGCCUGGUUAUCUUCACAACCUUUUGCCUGAUUCAGCACCUGACCAACCUGAAACGGUGGAACAAGUUCUUGAUGAUGUUAAGACGAAGAUAUUGCCUGGAAUAACGCAUUGGCAAAGCCCCACCUUCUAUGCUUAUUACCCUUCUAACAGCAGCGUUGCAGGGUUCUUGGGUGAGAUGUUGAGUGCUGGUCUUGGAAUUGUUGGUUUUAGUUGGGUCACUUCUCCAGCUGCCACUGAGCUCGAAAUGAUUGUUCUUGAUUGGCUUGCAAAACUGCUCAACCUGCCCGAGCAGUUUCUCUCCAAAGGAAAUGGAGGUGGAGUGAUCCAAGGGUCAGCCAGUGAAGCUAUUCUUGUUGUUAUGAUUGGUGCUCGCGAGAAGGUCUUAAGACGCGUUGGUAAGAACGCGCUUGGGAAGCUCGUUGUGUACUCCUCUGACCAGACACAUUCAGCCCUACAGAAAGCUUGCCAGAUAGCUGGAAUCCAUCCAGAGAAUUGCAGGGUGCUGAAGGCAGAUUCCUCUACAAAUUACGCUUUGCGUCCAGAAUUGCUUCAAGAAGCAGUUUCUAAGGAUAUUGAAGCUGGACUGAUUCCGUUCUUCUUAUGUGGCAAUGUUGGGACCACUUCUUCAACAGCAGUUGAUCCAUUAGCUGCACUGGGAAAGAUCGCAAAGAGCAAUGAGAUUUGGUUUCACGUGGACGCAGCGUACGCUGGAAGUGCGUGUAUAUGUCCAGAGUAUAGACAGUACAUUGACGGAGUAGAAACUGCAGACUCUUUUAACAUGAAUGCUCACAAAUGGUUCCUCACUAAUUUUGAUUGUUCCCUACUUUGGGUCAAGGAUCAGUAUGUGCUCACUGAAGCUCUGUCAACAAAUCCAGAAUUUCUCAAAAACAAGGCCUCUCAGGCAAACUUAGUUGUUGAUUACAAAGAUUGGCAGAUCCCUCUCGGACGAAGAUUCAGAUCAUUGAAACUAUGGAUGGUUUUAAGGCUCUAUGGAGCUGAGACCCUGAAGAGCUAUAUAAGAAACCAUAUCAAACUGGCUAAAGAUCUCGAACAACUUGUCUCUCAAGAUCCUAACUUUGAGGUUGUGACUCCUCGGAUAUUUUCACUCGUCUGUUUCCGUAUCUUACCUGUGGAUAACGAUGAAAAGGAGUGUAAUAACAGAAACAGAAACCUCCUAGACGCAGUGAACUCUUCUGGGAAACUGUUCCUUUCUCACACUGCUUUGUCGGGAAAAAUAGUACUACGUUGCGCCAUAGGAGCGCCACUGACGGAGGAGAGGCACGUGAAGGAGACAUGGAAGGUUAUCCAGGAAGAAGCUUCACGCUUGCUUGGCAAGUAAAUAAGAAGAAAAACACUUUUAUGAUAAAACCUCAUGUUUUUGCCAACAAACCUCACUCAUGGUUUGGUUUGGUUUAAUUUGAUUUGAUAAUAUACGAAAUAAAAUAAACAUACCGAUGCUGGACAGCCUGGAGUUGUGAACUUCGGUAAAGGUACUCUUGUGUGAUUGUGUGCUUUUCUUUUACCAAUUGUGUGUAUUUUAUCUCCUUUUCCAAUUGUGUGUAUGUGUUUUGGUUUUAACGUAUUGUUGUGGUUAACUAUGUGUAACCAAUGACAAGCA